CUGCUCAGUAAGUUCCCUGGCCUCCUGCUAUACACAGCUGGGCAGUCCGGGAAUAGGAGGAGGGGGAGGCUGCACAGUGUUACUGCUGGGAGCAGAAGUCAGGCUGGGGGCUACACAAAAUGUGGACCCCCUGGAGCUGUUCAAUCCUGCCUUAAAAGUACUGCUGCUCACAGGACAACUACAGAGACCAGCACUUGAGGAAGUCCACACCUGGCCCACCUACGAAAAGGCGAUGAUAGAGCAGAUCUUCAAGGGGUUAUACCAGAGGAUGAGGAUCUACUGACAAAGUGAGAACCUAUGAUGUCCGGGUGUCAGACUGUGCAGAGAAGAUGGAGCUGGAAGAAGUCCUGACGUCUGGACCAGAUGAAGAAGAAAAGAAAAGACAACAGAGAAGACGUCACUCAGCUCUGACAACUACAACUACCAGCCAGGCAUCCAACCGCUGCACAUGGCUUAAUGCAUUAAAAAAACUUAACUUGGAUAACACCAUGGUGGCAAAUCUCAUGUGCAUAGCCCACCAUGCCAGUAAUUUCAAUAAAUACCAUAGAGCAAAUGAUCGGGCCCAUGGUGUCUUCCAGGUUGGUGCUGGCUUGUGGUGCCAAUGCCCUAAAUACCCAGGCCAGAAUCACUGCCAUAUCCCAUGUUCUGCCUUACGUGACCAAAACCUAAAUGAUGAUAUCCAAUGUGCUGUCACUGUUAUAAAAACCCAAGGAUAUGCUGCAUGGGGUGUCUGGAAACAACACUGUGAAAACAAAAACCUUCAAGAAUAUCUAACGUGUCCAACGACUUGUUAACUUGAUACAAGUGAUGAAAACACCGGAUGACUGAUGAAAUCUCUGGUGUCUCCUCUCUGAAUCACCAAUCACAUGUAAUUGUUCAUCUUCUGAAAUUGUCACAAAAAUCUAACAAAAAUAUUUCUUAAUCUACAAAUCAAUAAAAUCUUUAGAGCAUCAA
Messenger RNA from Hyla sarda, 954 nucleotides. RefSeq names its product lysozyme C-1-like. Bases 330 to 794 code for a protein of 154 amino acids. Gene Ontology annotation, molecular function: lysozyme activity. Lineage: Eukaryota; Metazoa; Chordata; Amphibia; Anura; Hylidae. The transcript is spliced from 7 exons. The record is from RefSeq and is a predicted model, not a curated record.